This is a messenger RNA of Heteronotia binoei (common prickly gecko), 3339 nucleotides long. Its product is annotated as zinc finger protein 845-like. The transcript has 7 exons. NCBI's taxonomy places the organism in Eukaryota, Metazoa, Chordata, Lepidosauria, Squamata, Gekkonidae. Bases 63 to 2588 code for a protein of 841 amino acids. The record is from RefSeq and is a predicted model, not a curated record. Gene Ontology annotation, biological process: regulation of DNA-templated transcription.
AGGUGCUUUUGAGUCCCGCGGGCGUUUGCUGGAAGGGCUCGGAGGGAUUCCGGCAGGACUGGAUGCCUCCUCUGCCAUCUUUGUCUGCUGAAGGGGGAAAAGUUACCAUGCAGCCACCUCAGGCGGGGGUGUCCUUCAAAGAAGUGGCCGUGGAUUUCACCCCGGGGGAGUGGGCUCUGCUGCGCCCAGCCCAGAGAGCUCUCUACAAGGAAGUCAUGCUGGAGAAUUAUGGGAACGUGGCCUCUGUGGGUGGCAUCAGAAAGAAACCCUGGAUGCCUUCUUCACUAUCUCUGUGUGGUAGGAGGAAAACAUCCACCAUGAACACUGCUCAGGAUCCUCCAGUGUCUUUUGAGGAGGUGGCCGUGGAUUUCACCCCGGGGGAGUGGGCCUUGCUGAACCCCGCCCAGAGAACUCUGUACAAGGAAGUCAUGCUGGAGAACUUUGAGAAUGUGGCCUCUCUGGGAACAGUGACUGCCAAACCCGAUCUGAUCUCCUGGCUGGAAGGAGAAGACGAUCUGUUCUUCCUGUUCUUGGCAGAAGACAAGGGACUGACAGCUGGGAGAAUGCAGAGAAUUCAAGGAGAGGUGAAAAAAUAUAAACGCUUGCAGUGUGGAGAAAGGUUCAGGUGGAGCGAUGACUUUACUUCCCAACAAACAACCGAUACAGGGGAGAAACCACAUAAAUGCCUGAAAUGCUUCAAGCAAAGUGGAAGUCUCAUGUAUCAUUGGAGAAUUCACACAGGGGAGAAACCAUAUAUACAACUCAAAUGUAAGGAAAGCUUCAAGCAGAGUGGAAGCCUUUUCUAUCAUCAGAGAAUUCACCCAGGAGAUAAACUUUAUAAAUGCCUUGAAUGUGGGAAAAGCUUCAAGCAGAGUGGAAGUUUUAUGUAUCAUCAGAGAAUUCACACAGGCGAGAAACCAUAUAAAUGCUGUGAGUGUGGAAACUGCUUUACUAGCAAACAAAGCCUUACUUACCAUGAAAGAAUUCAUACAGGGGAGAAACCAUACAAAUGCCUGGAGUGUGGAAGAAGCUUUCGACGGAAAAAUACACUAACUUUCCAUCAAAGAAUUCACACAGGGGAGAAACUACAUAAAUGCCUGAAGUGUGGGAAAAGCUUUAGAAGGAAAGGAAGCCUUACUAACCAUGAAAGAAGUCAUACAAUUGAGAAACCACAUAAAUGUCUGGAAUGUGGAAAAAGCUUUUCACGAAAGGAUACUCUAACUGUCCAUCAAAGAAUUCAUACAGGGGAAAAACCAUAUAAGUGCCUGGAGUGUGGGAAAAGCUUUAGUAGAAAAAAAGGCCUCAUUUACCAUGAAAGAAUUCAUACAGGGGAAAAACCAUAUAAAUGUCUGCAGUGUGGAAAAGGCUUUCCACGGCAGGAUACACUAACCUUCCAUCAAAGAAGUCACACAGGGGAAAACCUAUAUAAAUGCCUAGAGUGUGGAAAGUACUUUACUAGCAAACAAAGCCUUACUUGCCAUGAAAGAAUUCAUACAGGGGAAAAACCAUAUAAAUGUAUGGAGUGCGGAAAAAGCUUUCCACGGAAGAAUACUCUAAAUUUCCAUCAAAGAAUUCACACUGGGGAGAAACCACACAAAUGUCUGGAGUGUGGAAAAAGCUUUCGACAGAAGAAUACAUUAACUGCCCAUCAAAGAAUUCACAAGGGUGAAAAUCCGUAUAAAUGCCUGGAGUGUGGAAAGUACUUUAGUAGUAAAGGAAACCUUAGUUACCAUGAAAGAAUUCAUACUGUGGAGAAGCAACAUAAAUGUCUGGAGUGUGGAAAAAGCUUUCCACGGAAGGAUACUCUAAAUUUCCAUCAAAGAAUUCACACAGGGGAGAAACCUCAUACAUGUCUAGAGUGUGGGAAAUGCUUUAGACAGAAGAAUAUAUUAACUGUCCAUCAAAAAAUUCACACAGGGGAGAAACCAUAUAAAUGCCUGGACUGUGGAAAGUACUUUAGUAGCAAAGGAAGCCUUACUUACCAUGAAAGAAUUCACAGAGAGGGGAAACUCUAUAAAUGCCUUGAGUGUGAAAAAAGCUUUCCACGGAAAGAUAUUCUAACUUCCCAUCAAAGAACUCACACAGGGGAGAAACCAUAUAAAUGCCUGGAGUGUGGAAACUGCUUUAUUAGCAAACAAAGCCUUACUUACCAUAAAAGAAUUCACACAGGGGAGAAACCGUAUAACUGCUUAGAGUGUGGAAAGUACUUUAGUAGCAAAGGAAGUCUAACUUACCAUGAAAGAAUUCACAGAGGUGAGAAACCCUAUAAAUGCCUGGAGUGUGGGAAAAGCUUUCCACGGAAGGAUACUUUAACUUUCCAUCAAAGAAGUCACACAGGGGAGAAACCAUAUAAAUGCCUGGAGUGUGGAAAGUGCUUUACAAGCAAGCAAAAGCUUGCUUGCCAUGAAAGAAUUCACACAGGCGAGAAACCAUAUAAAUGCCUGGAGUGUGGAAAGUGCUAUAGUAGCAAAGGAGGCCUUACUUACCAUGAAAGAAUACAUACAGGGGAGAAACAAUACAAAUGCCUGGUAUGGCAGAAGCUUCCCACAGAAGGACAUGCUAACUUGACAUCAAAGAAUUCAGACUGAUUUGAAAGCGUAGAAGUGUCUGGAGCAUGGAAAGAAAAAGAGACUGGAAAAUUAGAAAGGAGUCUUCUUUUCAUCAUUAAAAAACUGCUUCAGCAGAAAACAGAAAGAUUCCCAUCUAGAUAUCGGAAGAAAUGAACUGUGACUCAUGAAAGCUCAUACCCUGCAACAGAUUUUGUUAGUCUUUAAGGUGCUACUGGGCUCUUGAUCUUUUCUGCUUUCACACUAACACGGCUACCUAUUGCAUUCUGUUUUACACCUUUUACAAAAUGCUAGGAUUGUAGGAGUCUUCCUUGCCUUGUUGGGCAGGACUUCCCCAGAAGUGGAAGCCACAUUAGUGAAUUGUUCCUCAUGUAUUGCUCUGUUGUACAGAUGAGCAAAGCAGUAGCGAUAGAUCGUACUGAGAGAAGCCAUCCUGCCGCUCUGUAGACCUUAGCCCUUGAAACUCUUUGUCAGUAUUAGGAUGCACCUUGAUAUAAACUGCAAAACUAAGCCAUUUCCAAGGGAGCGACUCAGAUGUGUGUCGGGUGCAUUCUGCGCUUCACCUUGAAUAGUAAUCAAGUUGUCACAGUUCUGUACCAGCUAGAGAUUCUGACUUCAAGGGUGGGCCCAUGUAGAAUGUACUGCUGUAGACAGGCUGCCUGGUUUCUGUGGGUUUAACUUACCCUGUGUGUGUUGAUCCUAUCAUGGGCAUUCCCUGUCUUUUGAAUGAGAAUCAAGUGUUGUGCUUUAAUAAACUGUAUACUUAGUUAAA